AUGGGCACGCCAUCACUGGAAAUGAAGGCAGCCAUGACAAAGCUUGCCAGCGCACAGCCGGCCAAGGUGCCUGCAGGUUUGCUACGGCGCCCCAACAAAGAUAAGACGCCCUGGCUCACCGAGAAUUUGCCAAACCGCUCCAUCCACAUCAUGCUCAAAGCUGGUGGUGAAGUUGGCGAGUUCAUCAUCAACGCCACGCCACCAGACAGCCCAAGCAAGCAGAAGACUACACCUGCCAACGCAGACAAGUUCAAGUACACGCUCUGGUUCAACGCCCCGGGCAUUGGAUCGGCCUACAAGCUGGCAGUCGCUUUUCAUGACGGCCAGCUGUGGCCGGGCAUCAUUCGACAGUUUGACCACGUGAACCAGGAGGUGCUGAUGACGUGGGUGGACUGUCACAGCGUCAAGACACGUCGCUUCUCAACAGACAGCGUGCUCUCACAGUGCCCCCGCCUCAAAUUUCACGUCACUGCCAUCCCCAUCAUCCACGAUGAGCGCGGGUACCGGCUCGACUCCAGCUCGGCACGCCACCUUCAUGGCGCGACACUCGAAGACCUCGUGUUCAAGCUGCAGCGCGAAGGAUUUGCUCGCCCAAUGUGGGAGCGCGACGGCGAACUAGUGCAUGUGACGCUUAAGAACACAUGUCGCUGCUGGCUUCCACCUGGCCCAAGGAUAGCCGACAACAACGCCCUGCGCGAGGCUGAUCUCAAACUGCCGCUGUCGUGCUCCCGCAGCCAAGCCGAGCACAUCUUCUCAGGCCACUGGUGCCAACCAGGAGAUUUUUUGUUUCGGUUUGCGGACAAGUCGUCGCCGCAGGAGCAGGACGCGCUGUUUGUCAUCUCGUCCAUGAGCGCCAUCCGCGUGAUGCACAAGCGCAUCCCCGUCAACGAUGCGGGAUACUUCUACUUUGAGGACCUGCCGGAACUCACGUUCUUCCUUUUGAGCGACCUGCUUGACUUUAUUAUCAUUCACGAGCGAAUCGACGGCAUUCCCCUCCGCCGCCUCGUCAACGUCGGCAACACAACCCCACUGCUUGGAGAGGAUACGUCGCUGCGCCGCAUCCCCAAGUACUCGCGGCCGGACGGCGUCUCGUCCCUCUGGCGCGGUCUUCGCCGCACGCGCACUGUCUCCUCUUUCCCGCCAGCCCGCACACGCAAGAACGGCCAGCGCAGCACCGCAGGCCUUGCGCCGUGGUCGUCGGACGAAGCCAUCAACACCAUGGGCCACAAACAGUUUAGGCACGGACUGUGGUCGCACAGCGGCGGCGGGUCUCAGGUGCACCACCACCACCACCAGCACCAGCACCAGCACCAACAGUCGAGCAUCGGCAUUGAAGCAUUUGACGAUGGCGACGCUGACGACGACGACGACGACGACGAUGACGAGGGCUUUGAUGCACAAGGUCGACGCGUGCGAAGGGAAGGGGCCAUGCGCAUGCUGGCCACCGCAGCCACGGGCAGCAGUGGCAUGGGCGGCGUUGAUGCGAGCAGCAGGGACCAGUACGACGAUGGCACCGACUCGGACACAACGGACGAGUUCAACGAGGAGCUGUCGCGACCGCCGGCACCGCCUGCGCUGUGGUUGGCGCCGCUUGGCUACUCGCACGCAAUGCUGGAGAACGAGGACAGCCAGGACAGCACGGCAGCGGAGCCGACAACCAGCGCGGGAGGCCGUCGCAUGUCUGUCAUGAUGGCGGAGAGCGACACGAGCGACGGCGACACAAGCGCAGGCUCGCAUCAGCCAACGCCAACCCUGCACCAGCAGCUGCUCAAGGCAGGCCCUGCUCGGCGCGGCUCGGCCUCGGAGAUGGACACGGACAUGUCGUCUGCGCGCUCCAUAUCGUCGACCUCGCCCUCAUCGGUGUCCAUUACAUCUGGCGACGCCUCCUCCCUCACGCCCCUGCAGCAGCGCCUGCGCCGCCAACAGCAGCAGCACCAGGAGAUGCAGCAGCAGGCGUAUGCGGCCUCGCUCGGCAACUUGCAGCCCAUCAACUACGAGAAGCUCUCGAGCCUGGACAUUCUGCACCUGCACGCCGAGCAGCAGCAGCUACCCGAGGAGCAGCAGAACCAGGACUUUAGGCGCUUCCACAAGCAGCUGCAACAGCAGCAGCAACAACUGCUACAGCACCAGCAGCAGGCUGCAUCGCGCCUGCCGUCAUCGUCCUUGCAGUGGCGGCCCUUUGCCGGGCACCGCCAGCAGCAACAGCAGCAGCAGCAGCCACAGCAGCAGCCGUUUAUGCUGCGGCCCGUGCCAUCGAGUCCUCGCGGGCGAACGGAGUUGCGGGGCGCAGAGAAUGGUCGUGUUGCCGGUCGGCCAACGGCAAGGGCAAAGCGCCGCCCGCGCUCACGCCAACAACAACAGCAGCAGCAGCCAGCGGCGGCGACGACUGCAGUGGAGAAGCAAGCAGGUGCCGCGCAGCAACGAGAGCAACGAGCCGAGGCAAAGGAGGAAGAAGGCGCGGUGGACACAGCGCUGCAGCGCGAGGAUGAACGCGAAGAGGAGGAUGAAGACGACGCCGGCAUUGGCAUCAGCCACGCCAACAGGGAGUCGCCAGAUGCUGUGCCUGGUGUGUCUGUUGCCGAGGACGAAGCCGCACGCCACUCCCCAUCAGCCUCACAGCAAGAAUCCCAGCAGCAGCAGCCUUCGUCGCACGUGAGCCGAUUUGCGUCUCAGGCCACCCGGGACGUACAUGUAUCACCUGAGCUGCAGGGAACGCACGACGCCAUGCGGGCAGCGCUGAGGGAAGGCGGGCAGAAGCGUGAUGCAAGCUCGUCCUCGCUGGCAGCUGCGCCGCCACCCAAUGCGCGCAGGUGGGCACAGGAGGGGGGCACGCGAGCACGCCUGUCGAACGCCGCCGUCGCCAUCGGGGACUCGUCAUGCCGGUCGCUGUCUGCCACGGGCCGCCUCUCUGGGCACCAGCAGCAGCCUUCGCCAACAUCCCCAACGCUCUCUGUAUCCACAUCGCUCUCGCCCCUGCGCACGCACAGCCCACAGGUCGCAGGGAAAUGGCCGGUGGACGAACAGGCGGCGCUGGUGGAUACCAUGUUCAGCGAAACCAUACCGCAGGAGCAGUCCAUGGGACACCCUGGCCUUGGCCUUCGCCCGUACGGCCAGCUGUUUUCGCGGCAGAGCACGCGCUUUCCCUCUGGUAUCCUCUCACAGCCGCAGCACCCACGCCGCCCGCCGCCGCCGCCAUGGAUCAUCCAACAACAGCAGCAGCAACAACAACAGCAGCAACAGCAGCAGGGCGUGCCUGCAAGCUCGUCUACUACCGCGAAUGGCAGCGACACUACUGGCGUCACGCGACGACGAGAACCGCUCACAUCGUCGUCGUCGUCAUCGCACUCAUUCCUCAAUGCCUUGGCGGCGUCCAGCAUCCAGGACGAGAUUGAUGACAUCUUUGGCUGA
Molecule: messenger RNA, 3408 nt
Organism: Salpingoeca rosetta
Lineage: Eukaryota; Choanoflagellata; Craspedida; Salpingoecidae
Exons: 10
Coding region: 1-3408 (1135 amino acids)
Source: RefSeq, a predicted model, not a curated record